Molecule: messenger RNA, 2356 nt
Organism: Prorocentrum cordatum
Lineage: Eukaryota; Dinophyceae; Prorocentrales; Prorocentraceae
Source: the annotation of a GenBank genome assembly
CUCGGGGAAUGGGUCCAAACCGCUGGGGGUCGACGUCAUGAAAAAAUCAUGACGUCGGGGGUCUGGGAGGCCAGGGGCAACGUCAGGGAGGGAGGGGCUCAGGGGCGACGAAGCGGCCCCCCAAUCGCCCAUGCAUCGCCGCUGGGGGCCCGACAGCCCCACCUCGCUCAGGGCGGUGCGGGCUCGCUGUCGGGGGCAUACCGCCGAGGGAUCGGCGAGGCAUCGCCGAUUCCAGGUCGAUGCUUCCCCCCUGAGCUAAUCCGCCCUCAUCGUUCCCCCUCAAGAGGAGGUCGGGCCCGAGGCCAAGCCAGAGUCCACGCCGCUGGCGGAGGCCGAGGAGGCCAAGCCCGGCGUCGAGACGGCCGGGCCCGAGGGCGGAGCGCCAGCCGUGGCGACGGCGCCGGCGCCCGCUGGCACAACGACGGCGGAGGCAGAUGAGGCCACGCCCGAGGUCAAGGAUGCCAAGCCCGAGGCCAAGGAGACCAACGCCGAUUCCAAGGAGAACGCGCGCCUGGAUGUUAUCAGCGGCGUCGUGGGGUUACGAAGGCGAACUUUGUCGACGGUGGUCAAUUCGCUCAGUUUCACCAUGGGCUUGGCAUGGCUGACCUUCACAAAGGUUGUGAUCGUCGAGGACUGUUGCAGCGAGGUCACGCAGAAUGACGCUCCACAAGUGUGGCUGUGCUUCGUAAUAGAGUUGGCCAUACUGAUGCCUGUGAGCCUCUUGAUUAUCAGGCGCAGGCUGCACCUCGACAGGCUCUCCGAGGAGGCCUACGCCACAGGGAGGAUGGACGACGCGGAGAAGCUGCGCGCGCGCGCCCUGGUCUACCAGACCAUGGUGUCCUGGGCAGUGGGCUUCACCCUCGCGGCGCAGCUGUCCGCGGCGGCCAGCGCGUCGCUGCCGGCGUCGCCAUGGGAGUGGAAGCUCUUCUACGCUCUGGCGCUGCUUGUUCUCGUCGUGGUCCUCGCCCUCGUCGUCUUCGGGAUAGGCAUCUGCAUGGGCCAGGACCUUCGUGUUCUCGAGAGCAUAUCCGACGUGAUCGUGUCGGGCUCCGCGUACACGAUAGCGCUCGCCUUUUUGGAUGUGGUGACGGCAGCUUUCUCGUUGCACAGUGUCUCCUCGACUUCGGACGUGGAUUAUCUUUGGGAGUUCUACUUGGUGACAUGUCUUGUCGUCGCAUUGGGCACAACGGUACUUGGAUGCCUCGACUACAGGGGCGCGAGGGAGGCCGCAAAGGAGCUCAAGCAGAUCGAGGAGGCGGCCCAGCAAGGCGUCGUCGCUAUUAUGAAGAGGUCUGUUGUGAAGCACCAUCUUAAUGCAAACAUGCGAAAGCUUGUAUCGAAGACGUUGAGCAUGUGCGGAGUUGCGGUUUCAUUCGUUUUAUUUCAUGCGUGGCUCCUCGACUGGGACACCUUCGACCGAAACGACGGCGCCUCCAGCAUUUCCAGCCCGUUCACUUUUUGGGGCGCCAUGGUGUUUUUCCUUACAUGCUUGUUCGCAGCUGUUGUAGGGAGCGUGCUGAUAGAAUAUAACGUCAACCGGAUGCGAAAGCAUCUGACUAAAUUCGAUGCCAUGCCUAGUGCGGUGUAUGACGACUGGGUGAUGGCGUCAUUGGUGGUGCUUCUGCAGACUACAUCAGCCUCGCUGCUUGAAGGGAUGUCGUGGCUUGUGGGCACUGCUCUUCACUCCUGGUGUCUUGUUGGCUAUACGAGUAUUGUACGUGAAAAUGAUCAGGCGGACUUGCUCCAUAAGUCAGCCGCGAGCUUGGUUUUCGCCAUGGCCGUCACUAUGGUUACGCCCUUGGCGAUGUUGAGAUUCGCUCCCCCUCCGUUGCAAGGCGGGUCGAUGCAGCCUCAUGCAAAGUAGCAUCAUAUUUCGUUUCACACAGUUUCACCUGCUACCACUUAGAGUAGUCAUGGUAGGACAGGACUGGAAGAGCUACAUUGAACCUCGUGAGUCAUCGGCCAGCCUACGUUUCACCAGCCGAUGUACGGAUCAGCGGCCCAUCUUGUCUUGCAGAACAGGUAGUUGAUUUUGCAGCGAAGCCUUCAAAUGAAGGCGUGCGCAGCGGAGUUGUGCGGGGAAAGCAAGAUGCGACCGUCGUAGAAGCACACAACCGCCACACCGACGUCACCCUUCUCACCAGCAUGUUGUUGUGCAGGCAGCAUCGGCAUGACUUCCGUUCAUUCACCAGGCUACGCCACACCUGCGAGCUGCGAGCCAUACGUGCGAGGUUUCACAUGCACGUCCAUUAUCCAUCUCGCUUCAUAGCGGGGGCUCCCACUUGUCCUCGUUUGGGAUGAUCUACUGAGAAAUCACAUUCCAUUCGCUUCACGCGUGUAGUUACAGCCAAGCCGC